Rasamsonia emersonii CBS 393.64 is the source of this 432-nucleotide messenger RNA. RefSeq lists its product as uncharacterized. The annotation marks the transcript as partial. NCBI's taxonomy places the organism in Eukaryota, Fungi, Ascomycota, Eurotiomycetes, Eurotiales, Trichocomaceae. The record is from RefSeq and is a predicted model, not a curated record. The transcript has a single exon.
GCACGACGAUGCGGGGAAAUUACAGGGAAAAAAACAGGGAAGGGAAAAAAAAUAGCGAUAACGCCUCGAGAAGUGCCAGCCGAUGAAACCAAAUAUUUCAUUCCUCAAGCCAAGUCUCGGGAGUGGACACUGCCGAAUCCAAUCCCACUGGGGGAACCUGUGGACAAGAUGGCCAGGCGGACGGUUUUGACGGGAGGGAUGCGUCGGAAGCCUGUGGAUCCUGUCCGUCAUGGUUUAGUUGAUGGAGACACAGAGCCGGAUUGCCCGUUCUCACUGGGCAAGGACGAUCGAUGGUCGUCAACGACUAAAGCAGCCGGUGCAGGCUGCUCGCAGCAAGAGGGGGACUGUUCUCGACUGCUCCUCCUGAGCGUGCUGGCCAGAGGAGUCGACUGUUCGAACGUUGACGAAUCUUGCGUCCUUGUCACAAUGUGA